Molecule: messenger RNA, 6826 nt
Organism: Equus quagga
Lineage: Eukaryota; Metazoa; Chordata; Mammalia; Perissodactyla; Equidae
Gene: HOXA4
Product: homeobox A4
Exons: 4
Coding region: 5157-6137 (326 amino acids)
Biological process (GO): anterior/posterior pattern specification; embryonic skeletal system morphogenesis; regulation of transcription by RNA polymerase II
Cellular component (GO): nucleus
Molecular function (GO): DNA-binding transcription factor activity, RNA polymerase II-specific; RNA polymerase II cis-regulatory region sequence-specific DNA binding
Source: RefSeq, a predicted model, not a curated record
CACCUACUCGCCCCAAACUACCUAUUUUAUGCUCACUGGCUUGCCUGCUACCUAGUGCCGGCCCCUGCCCAGCCAGGCCCCUGCUGCUUCCUGCUGGCAGUCUUUGGGGACACCCCCCCCCCAGGCUGCGCCAAGAAGGCACUGGGGUCUGGGGAUCAGGGCAUUGGCUUCUAUUUAAAUUGAAAAAUAAUAUAUUUAUUCCAAAGCAUUCUAAGUGCUGCAACCUAGAAGCCCUCCUUCUCUGGCCUGGGCACCCCAAGUUCAGGCCCAUCAUCCCCCCAAUUCUGGAGGGGAGCAUUCCCAAGCUAGCUGCAGAUCUCUGGAUUAGCUUCUGCUUAGUAGGACUGCAGAGAUGCUCCCAGCCUCCUUGCCCUCUCCUCUGGCCCCUGUGUCCUGCUGUCCAGCCAUGUUGAAUAUGUACACCCUGACUUUUCCUACAAUAGCAAAUCUUGUAUAUUUGAACAAGAUUUUUUUUUUGGUCAUUUAUAUAGUCUUGGAGCUCAUUUGUAAGGCAAUGUCUUGAGAAGGAUGUGUUACUGGGGUGACUUUGUAGCAUGGUGUGUUGUCUUGAGCUAACUCUCUAGCGGGUGGAGAGGGCCAUUGCCCUCUCCAGUGCCCUUCAUCUCCUGUGUUGUCCUGCGUCCCCCUAGUCCCCCUCGGCUCUAGCCUGGGGUUUCAGGAACAGGAAGGUUUGCUUCCCGUCUUGCCCAGCUGUGUUUCAUGUAACAGAAAAAUAAAGAUGCUUGGUGACAAAGAAACAAACAUGACUGCUUUAUCUAGAGGGUCCUGGGGAAGAGAGGGUGAGCAUAUGGGAGAGCAAGCUCUGGUUGUGCCUGUGUGCCCAAAGAGGCUUUGGGGAAGCAAAAGUGGAAGGAUGAAUAGGAUCCAAGUGUUGGGUUCCAUGUUGUGGUGUAUAUGUGUGUCAAGUCCCUUUUUGUGUGGAUUUUUUAUGUGUGGACUUGUAUAGGUAUAUGUGUACCUCUCUUUGUGUAGUUUGGUGUAUGUCUGUGUAUUCUUACAUGAGAACAUACUUGUAUGUAUUUCUGUGUUCAUGAUUGAGAGCAUGAGCUUCCGUGUGUCCAUAAUUGUGUAUGUGCAUUUCUCUGUGUGGAGAUUUUUGUCCGGUUUUUGUGUGUAUGUGCCAACAUCUUCCAGAUCCCUUGAAAAUAGAAUCUUCGAUGGAUACAUUCUAUCCUAUGAACCUCCCUAAAAGCUUUCAUAAACUCCGUGAGCGAAUCUAAAAUCUGCCCUUUUCUCGAAGGCUCUGCGGUGGGCUUGGAAAGGAAUAUUACCCUUAGACUGAUCCCGAAUUCUUCCUGAGCCCUGAACCCGGCCCCAGGCUAGGAGGUGGGAUUCAGGGCCUCUGACGCAGCCCCCACCCCCACCCCGCAUUCAGGCGAGUCAGGGCGCCCCAGGGCCCAGCACUGCAGCUAAGGGGUGCGGGAAGGGGUAGGGGCCGCACCCCGUGCUGCAAAGCCUGAAACCUCGGUAGGGGUGUCUGGGCGCGGGAAAGGAUGAAGGGCCGGGGAAGGAGCGAGGGGCGGUGGGGACAGCGCAGAACAGCGUGAGCUCAGCGGGCAAAGACCUCGACUCCAGUCUCCUGCCCGGGUUGGGCCCGCUUCUUAUUGCUCUUUUAGUAAAACCCGGCCCAAUUGGGUCCGUGAAACCUGCGGCCCCAAGUCGGGGCGGCCUCCGUGGUAAGAUGGCGCCGGUGUAAGAGCUGCCUCCUCUUAGUGAUGGGGAAAGGGUCAUAAAUCCGUUGUUGUUUAUGAAAAUUUACAACUUUGCAAUACAACUUUAUGAGUUGUUCGGCCCUUCCAUUGGCCGCUGUCGGUCAUGUGGAUGGGAACCGUGAACAUGAACUUUUUUAUAAUUUCCCUUGCGAGAAUAGAGCCGCAUUCUUUCGCUCCGCUCCGUCCUGCCUGCUUCGGAGCUCUGCCUUCCAGCCUGGCUCGGCUAUGCUUUGUCCGGCGAUGGUGAGCGAGAUGAGGCCCCUGCCCGGCCUGGCCCGGCCGCUCCCGCUGGAGGUGGGGCGCGCCCAGUUCCCGGCGCCGUGGCGGCCGCUUUGCAACUCGCAACCUGGCUAAUUUCCUGCGUCCUCUGGCACCAGGAAGGAGGACAAUUCGUCUCCUCGGGCUGCCCAAGCGACAGCUGUCAGAGGUGCAGGAGCUUCUGGGAGCCGCCAUCUGAAGGUGAGACAUGUGGGGAGACAGGAGCAAAGGUGGUGAGAUGGCGCCAGGGGCGGUGGGUGAGGGCACCCAGGGCGGCGCUGAAGAGGGGCAUACUCAGCCUCACCCACACUCACCGUUCACAUUCGCCCCCCCAACACACACACUACAGCACACACACUACAGCGCGCGCACACACACGCACGCACACACACACACACACACACACACAGCCUCUCUCUCCUCUGCCUGGCUCACCAUGGCAGUAAAGGCCGCCUUCCCUCCAUGGCACAGCGCCUGGCACCGCGUGGGAGCACUGAGGUCUUCUGUCUCCCCUUCCCCAGAGACCUCAGGAAGACCAAAAGGAAGUGGCUCUGCACCCUGCCUUCCCUACCAGCCCCUCGGGUUUGGAUUUUUUCUCUCUCCCCUUCAUGACCAAAUUGGUUUGAUUGAAUUCCCCAACAAGUGGAGACAGUUCCCGACAUGGGAAGGUGGGAAGAGGUGAGGGCAAGAGUGAAUUAAUCGACAGACAUUUUAUUAGCAUAAACACACCACCUUCUAUUCCAUGGAAAUUGGUUUCUGGAGAGAAAGGGGGAAUGAGGGAAAAACAAACAAGGACUUACUAAUUCAGCCAGAGUCCUCUGCUGAUUGCCUGCUUCCCUUCACGCUGUUUUCCGAUGAGAGAAGUGUCUGAAGCAGCGGGAGAAGGAAUAGGUGCCUGGGUGCAACUCUGUGUUGGAGGAGAUGAUGGGGUUAAUUGGCUGGGUGUUGCUUGGCGGGAAGUUUCGGCGCAGAGGAUGUAGUGGUGCUUUUGCGAGUGGCAGGAGCCCACAGCUAAGGUGGAAGGAAGGAAGCAGACCGAGUUUGGGCGAUAGGGGGACCCCCCACUCACCUCGGCGCGGCGGGCUGGAGACCGCGCGCCCCACUACCCGCCGGCGGGGAGAGGACGGCGGCAGCGCCCGGGAGUCGGCGCGGAGGGUGCCGCGGGCAUUGUCUUUAUGUAGCCCGGUGACCCAGACUGUGGCUUGGCCUGGGUGCGCCUUGGCCAGAUUUGCCCCAGGGAGCUUCCCGGGACAGCGAGUAGAAACGAUCCUGAGGUUCUGGGCUCGUGUUCUUUUUGUUUGUUUUUUGGCUUUGGCUGUUGUUUUCCCACCUUAAGAUAAUACUUUGCUGUGCGUUAGAUAAUUAAGAAGGGGUUGGGGAUGUCUGGGACGUCCACUGGCGGUGCGGGUGCGCUCAGGGCGGAUAAAGCGCCGCGUUUGCAUCGCAGAGCCGCGGGCUGCCUGACUGCGGCUGCCGCGGGCAGAUUAUUUAUUGCGACCGCGCUAGCGCUCGCUGCUGCCACGCUGUGGCCGUCACCGGGACCGACGCCAGCCACAGCCCCGCGUCGUGCAGCCUGGCGCAACUGCUGCGCGGGCCCCUCAGAGAUUCCCUAGCAGGCCGAGGAGAGAGGGGCGAGGGAGGACCUAAGGGGCGGCCUUCCAGGGCUGACGGGCCCGGAACCUCCCCUGCCUUGGUCACCCUUGGCAGGAACUGGACUCCCGACUAGACUCGGGUCCUCCCGCCCCAACCCCAGCACCAUGGAGACUGGUUGCACAGGCCGCCUGGCACGUCAUGGCUGCUUCUGUCCAAACCGCGCGUCCCAAGGCGCCCCGGGGGCGCACGCUGGUUCGAGGAACGCGCCCGCUUUGGGAUUUUGAAAUCGGAGAGAGCACUCCUAGUCCUGAGGCCUGCAGGCCUGGCUGGCCCUGAGGAGGAUUGUCUAUGGCAAGGAAGGCGGGCUUUGGCUCCAAGCGAGGGCCUGUGACAGGCAGAGGCCGCACCUGUGUGCUAUGGGCUCUGGCCUGGGCUCGAGAUCCCGGCGGACAGGGUGGCCUUCAAGGUCCCCCCAACACACCAGCAGGCCGCCCUCCAGGCUGAUGGAGGUGGAGGAGCUCAGUGGGCAGCCCAGGGAAAGGGCGGACUAUGGGGCCCUGCUCGCCAUCCUGUCCCCCUUGAAGAGCAGCUGAAAGGCUACGUGUGCCGCCUGGUCAUUCAAAUUGUCAAUUUUAGGUCCAGAAGUGUCCAAACUACAAGUUCUCAAAACUCUCUGAAAAAUGGCUCCCUCCGAGUUAAGAAAGAAAAAAUAAAAAGUGCCCAUCUGGUUAUACUGGAAUGGACUCGCUUUACAUCCUUGGCCCGAUAUCUCUCAGCUGCUCACCCACCCACCCCUUGCGGCUCCUGCCUGGCUUCUCAAAGCAGGGCAUCUCGGGCGCGGACGCGGUGAGUGCGAUAUAGGGAAGGGGAUCAGCUGGUGAGAAAACCCGUCUGUUGGCCUCAUUCGUUUUCUUCCGGGGCCAGGAUUAAAGCCAGGAUACCUCCUUGGUCCUGACGCCAUUCCCUCCCCCAGGCGGCCUCGAACCCUGGAGGACGCCAGGCCAGGCUAGGCUGGGCCCGAGGUCAGCGCCCGGCCGCGGCCACCCGGCCGCCCCGAGGCCUGGACCAUGAGUGGGGCACGCGCAGGGCCAGGCCUGGGUGUCCGUGAACACUAGAAGGCUGGCUGGCCCCGAAUUCCCCGCGGGACUCAAAGUUGGGGGGUUGGGGGACCAAAGCGCCAGCUCCCUCCCUCCGCCCAGAGCCGGACAGGAGCAUCCAUCACCCACCGGCGCGCUUCCUGAUCCGGGUUCGCGCGGGCAGCACACCCAUUGGCAGGACUGGGUCACGUGGGGGCUACUGGGCGGGGCGCGCGCGGGGCCGAGAAGAAACGCAAGCUCGCGCGCGCGAGUGGGCGGGGGAGGAGCGGCGCGAACUUUGGUGGCGUUGGCGGCGGCGGAGGGAGAGGGAGGGGGAGAAAGAAGGGGAGGGGGAGGGUGGGCGCUUGACAGCGGGGGAGGGGAAGGGAGGAGAGGAAAGGGGGGAUGGGAAGCGAGACAGGAGGGGGAGGGGCCUCGGCGAGCCCAGAAAAACGACAACGCGAGAAAAAUUAGUAUUUUUGCACUUCACAAAUUAAUGACCAUGAGCUCGUUUUUGAUAAACUCCAACUACAUCGAGCCCAAGUUCCCUCCCUUCGAGGAGUACGCGCAGCACAGCGGCCCGGGCGGCGGAGACGGCGGCCCGGGCGGGGGCCCCGGCUACCAGCAGCCCCCAGCGCCCGCGGCCCAGCACCUGCCACCGCAGCAGCCCCAGCUCCCCCACGCGGGCGGCAGCCGCGAGCCCCCCGCCUCCUACUACGCGCCGCGGGCUGCCCGCGAGCCCUCCUACCCCGCGGCCGCGCUCUACCCCGCGCACGGGGCCGCCGACGCCGCCUACCCCUAUGGCUACCGCGGCGGCGCCAGCCCGGGGCAGCCGCCGCAGCCCGAGCAGCCCCCGGCGCACGCCAAGGGUCCCGCGCACGGCCUGCACUCGAGCCAUGUUCUGCCGGCCGGGCGGCAGCCCCCGCCGCAGCCGCCGCCUCCCCCGCAGCAUCGCGCUGCGCCCCCCGCGCCCCCGCGGCGCUGCGAGGCGGCUCCGGCCACCCCGGGCGUCCCGGCAAGGGGCAGCGCCCCCGCGUGCCCGCUGCUCCUGGCCGACAAGAGCCCGCCUGGCCUGAAGGGCAAGGAGCCCGUGGUGUACCCCUGGAUGAAGAAGAUCCAUGUCAGCGCCGUCAACCCCAGUUAUAACGGAGGGGAGCCCAAGCGCUCUCGAACCGCCUACACCCGACAGCAGGUCUUGGAGCUGGAGAAGGAGUUCCAUUUUAACCGCUACCUGACCCGGCGGCGCCGCAUCGAGAUCGCCCACACGCUCUGCUUGUCGGAGCGCCAGGUCAAGAUCUGGUUUCAGAACCGGAGGAUGAAGUGGAAGAAAGAUCACAAACUGCCCAACACUAAGAUGCGAUCCUCCAACUCGGCCUCGGCCUCAGCAGGCCCGCCAGGGAAAGCACAAACUCAGAGCCCGCACCCGCAUCCCCACUCCCACCAGGGCGCCUCCACACCCAUUCCCUCCUCCAUAUAAUCUUCUGGAGAUCUGGAUCAGUUUCUUUCCCCCACCUGCUUUUCUCUCUUCUCCCCCUUUCCCCAUCCACCCCUCCCCAUCUGGACCAUAACAGACCCCAAAACAAAACCCAACUUGGUGAAAAGGAUAAUAGAAAAGAAGACAUUAUCCUGGUAAGAGUUUACUGGUUGCCAUCCAAGAGAGGACAAUAGCCAGGAUGCUGGCUGGUGGAACAACCUGCUGGCCUGAACAAGGCUGCCAGGAUUGGGUACCUGAGAAGGACCACUUGGCAUCAGAUACUUUUGAGAUGGCUAAAGUCAGCUAGACAGCCCAAGCUGACUGGGGACAUGUACAUGUAUAUUUGUUGCAAGCAGAAGAAAACAGACCUCUUUCCCUCAUUCCUUACCUCCCCCUCCCUCGUUAAGGCAGCUCAUACAAGCUUGCAUUGAACUGAAUAAAUGAGUAGACAUUGUGGACCUCACAAGAUUAUUUAAUUCUGAAAAUGUAUAGACUUUGAUGGUAAAUGUGACACAUGUUAGUUUCCCUUCUUUGCAUUUAUUUAAAAUAUUGUAGAGAUAUUGUUGUCUUAUUCUGAGGCACAAUCUCCGGGGAGAGGGGAGUGCGUUUAGACCCAUGUGCAACUGUACAAAUUGUGUUGUGGCUAUAUAGAAAGCCAUGUGCUAAGAAUAAACUGUUUUAAAGUUCUAAGA